Messenger RNA from Nomia melanderi (Alkali bee), 681 nucleotides. The record is from RefSeq and is a predicted model, not a curated record. NCBI's taxonomy places the organism in Eukaryota, Metazoa, Arthropoda, Insecta, Hymenoptera, Halictidae.
CAUGUCCCGUACCCGGUGAAGGUGUUCGUGAAGGUGCCGGUACACGUGCCGCAGCCGUACACCGUGGAGAAGAAGAUACCGUACGAAGUCAAGGUACCGGUGGACAAGCCGUACGAAGUGAAGGUGCUGGUACCGCAGCCGUACACCGUCGAGAAACACGUACCCUUCCCGGUGAAGGUACCGGUCCCGCAGCCGUACACCGUCGAGAAGCACGUGCCGUUCCCGGUGAAGGUCAAAGUUCCGGUCCCACAGCCGUACCCGGUUGAGAAGCCGGUGCCGUACGAGGUCAAGGUGCCGGUCGACAAACCGUACCCGGUCACCGUGCCAAAACCGUACCCGGUUACCGUCGAGAAACCGUACCCGGUGCCAGUCGACAAACCGGUACCCUACGAAGUCAAGGUACCCGUCGACAAGCCGUACCCGAUACCGGUGGAGAAACCGUACCCAGUCCCGGUCAAGGUACCCGUACCUCAGCCUUACCCUGUCCAUAAGCCUGUAGCUGUCCCUGUACCCAAGCCCGUGCCCUACGCCGUCAAAGUACCUGUCGACAAGCCAUACAUCGUCGAGAAAGAAAUUCCCUACCCUGUCGAGAAGGAAGUGCCUGUACCGGUUAAAGUACCCGUCCCCGUAGCCAUUCAUGAUGAUCAUGGCGGCUAUGGCGGAGGUGGUGGCGGUGGCGGC